Messenger RNA from Didymodactylos carnosus, 2089 nucleotides. NCBI's taxonomy places the organism in Eukaryota, Metazoa, Rotifera, Eurotatoria, Philodinida, Philodinidae. The record is from the annotation of a GenBank genome assembly.
AUGGAAGAUUCACUUGGCUUACCUACCUAUAGUCAGCUUAUUUAUGGUAUGAUGAAUGAAACACCUAAUUCACUUGUUACAACAACAAAAACAAUUGAGAAAAUAAAUGAUAUAACUAGCACUGAUAGAUCAAUCAAAGGUGAUGUAAGAUUGUCUGGAAAUGGUGCACGUUACAAAUAUAGUGGAAAAGCAUGGAAUCGUCUAUGUUCAAUAUCAACUUGUGACAAAUAUAUUCAAUCAAAUGGUUUAAAUUUAUGCGGUACACAUUUUACAGAACGUAAAAAAACUGUUGUUACUCAAUCACCACCAUCUUCCAAAUAUCGUUCUCAUACACAACGACAAGAAAAACGAAAAAGAUCCAAUUCAUCUAAUCACCUAAUGAUCCGUAGUGAAAAACAAAAUGAAGAUGAAGAAGAAGAAUAUUAUCCAAAAUCAAAUCGUUCUAAAAAGGCAAUAAUCGAACAUCGUAAUUAUGAACCAUUGAAAGAAUGGUAUGAAAAACAUAUUACAAAUCCAUAUCCAACAUCGAAUGAAAAAAAAAUACUGGCCAAAAAAGCAAAUAUGACAAGUACACAAGUUGGCAAUUGGUUUAGUUUUGAACGUUAUAAAGAAAAGAGCAAUAAAACUCAAGCAACAUCAUUGAUCAAUCGUCGUGUAGGAGAUCAUGAUCACGAAGAAAUGAUCAGUUUAUUACCAGUUGUUAAAUCGGCACCAGCUGAAUGCGGUUGGAAUGACUGCAAUGAGGAAAUUGAUGUUAGUGAUGAAGACAACGAAUUUGAAAUGUUGUCUAAAGCUGGCAGUUCACAUUCAAAACAAGAACUUGAUUUGUCUCCUCAAAAGAUUGUUGAUAUGUUUGGUGAUCGAUUGUCAGGUCAUUCAACAAGAACAAAAGUAGUUAAUCAUGAUAAAGUAGAUACAAAAGUUGAACAACAACAACAAAUGGUCAUAUCAAUAAGCAAUCUAAAUGCUGAACAAAUAUCAAAAAUUGAACAAUUUCUUCGACAAUUUAAAAUAUCCAGGCCAAUAUCCGAUAUUAUUAAUGAGACAACAACACAUUUGAUAACAGAUGAACUUGAUAUGCAACCAUUAGUCUGUACAUUAACAAAAAAUGUUGUUCGAGCUAUAACACGUCAUCUCAACAUUGUUUGUUAUCGUUGGAUUAUUGAUUGUUUAAGACAUGGACGAAUAAUUGAUUGUGAACAAUAUGAAAUUUGUGGUGAUACAUUGAUUUCAUCUCAACAUAAUGGUCCACGUAUAUCAAGAUUAAAUGAAAACAAUUUAUUGUUUCCUGUUAAUAUUUUCGGUAAAUAUGUUUCGUAUUAUAGGCGAUAAGUGAGAUCAGUUUAGGUUUUUGUAAUUGGUUUUAUACGAGAGAAUACCAUCAAGUGUGCAUACAAAAGUCAUCACUUUCUACUAAAAAUGUAUUUAUGUCUUGACUAACAGUCAUUUUUAACAUCAUGUGAAUUCCAAUAAUUGUACAACAGUUCUUAAAAACAAAGGCAAUCACAUGACGAUGGUGUAUGUGGCGUAAACUGGAUAUAUUUCAUUCACUUUUGGAAUUUUUUCUUUCUCUCACUCACUUGAAAAAUUACUUUCUGAAAUACCUAUUGAGAGAUGAAAACUAGGGUAAGUGAUGUUCAAGAUAAAAAAUAGAUUCUUCCAGUCGUUGUCUGAUGUCCUACGGAAAGAAAUAAAGCUUUUCUUUUUUUCUGCUAUCGAGGUUAUGAACUGAGUGAGAAAGAGUAUGGAAAAUUUGAUGUUUUUAUUAAUUAAACAGUUUAAACAGUUAAUUAAAACGGUUUUAGAAAAAUCAUUCACAAGUAGAGCGUGUUAAAGUCAUAUUAGUUUCACCGAUUUUUAAAAAGUGAGAAAAAUUCAGUCAAUCAAUCAGUUUUAUUUAGUCCAUGAUCUAAAAAAAAUGACAGUGCAAUGACAAAAGUUCAACUAACGAAACGAGGGAACCUCCCGAGGUGAUAAAUCGCUUUGUGAUCGACAUCUAGUGGGUUAUAGGUUAUCGACCAUGCUGAUUCCGAAUAUGACCAUGGGACUUCCCCAUAGCUCUUCGAAGAUCCAGUCUUCUGCAAAACCA